This is a messenger RNA of Archocentrus centrarchus (flier cichlid), 2025 nucleotides long. Its product is annotated as NLR family CARD domain-containing protein 3-like. NCBI's taxonomy places the organism in Eukaryota, Metazoa, Chordata, Actinopteri, Cichliformes, Cichlidae. Gene Ontology annotation, molecular function: protein binding. The record is from RefSeq and is a predicted model, not a curated record. The transcript has 5 exons. The coding region runs from base 62 to 1861 and encodes 599 amino acids.
AGUUCUGGAAAAUGUAUCAAAACCCAGAAAGGAAGAAAAACUGCCAAAGACUCUGACUGAGAUGUACAUCCGCUUCUUGGUGGUUCAGAUCAAAAUGAAGAACAUCAAAUAUGAUAGAGGAGCUGAGUCAGAUCCACACUGGAGUCCAAAGAGCAAGAAGAUGAUUGAGGCUCUGGGGAAACUGGCUUUUGAGCAGCUGCAGAAGGGAAACCUGAUCUUCUAUGAAUCAGACCUGACAGAGUGUGGCAUCAAUAUCAGAGAGGCCUCAGUGUACUCAGGAGUGUUCACACAGAUCUUUAAAGAAGAGAGAGGGCUCUACCAGAAGAAGGUGUUCUGCUUCAUCCAUCUGAGUGUUCAGGAGUUUCUGGCUGCUCUUCAUGUCCAUCUGACAUUCACCAACUCUGGUGUCAACCUGCUGGAAGAAGAACAAACAGCAUCAGUGCCGACUGAAGAGCCUUCAGUGAGACACUUCUACCAGAGUGCUGUGGACAAGGCCUUAGAGAGUCCAAAUGGACACCUGGACUUGUUCCUCCGGUUCCUCCUGGGUCUUUCACUGCAGACCAAUCAGACUCUCCUACAAGGCCUGGUGACACAGACAGGAAGCAGCUUGCAGAUCAAUCAGGAAGCAGUCCAGUACAUAAAAAAUAAGUUGAAUGAGAAUCUCUUGCCAGAGAAAAGCAUCAAUCUGUUCCACUGUCUGAAUGAACUGAAUAAUGACACUCUAGUGAAGGAUAUCCAAUGUCAUCUGAGUUCAGGAAGCCUGUCUAUCGUUAAGCUCUCUUCUGCUCAGUGGUCAGCUCUGGUCUUCAUCUUACUGUCAUCAGACAAAGAUCUGGAUGUGUUUGACCUGAAGGAAUAUUCAACUUCAGAGGAGACGCUACUGAAGCUGCUGCCAGUGAUCAAAGCCUCCAAAAAAGCUCUGCUGAGUGGCUGUAACCUCACAGAGAGGAGCUGUAAAGAGCUUUCUUUGGUUCUCAGUUCACAGUCCUCAAAACUGAAAGAGCUGGACAUGAGUAACAACAACCUGCAGGACUCAGGAGUUGAGUUGCUUUGUGUUGGGCUUAGAAGUCCGCACUGUACACUUGAAACCCUCAGGCUUUCAGGCUGUCUGAUCACACAGAGAGGCUUUAUUUCUCUGGACUCAGCUUUGAGCUCCAACCCCUCACAUCUGAGAGAGCUGGACCUGAGCUACAACCAUCCAGGAGACUCAGGAACGAAGGUGCUGUUGUCUCGGCUGGAGGAUCCGCAUUGGAAACUAGGCUCCCUUAGGCUGGAGCCAUGUGGAGUACAAUGGCUGAAACCAGGUCUAAAGAAAUAUUUCUGUGAGCUGACACUGGAUCUGAACACAGUACACAGACGGCUCAAACUGUCUGACAACAACAGGAAGGUGGUGCAUGUAGAAGAGGACCAGCAGUAUGUGGAUCACCCUGACAGAUUUGAUCACUGGCCUCAGCUGCUGUGCACCAACAGUCUGACCAGUCGCUGUUACUGGGAGGUCGAGUGGAGCGGAGAGGUUCAUGUUGCAGUGGCUUACAAAGGAAUAAAACGCAGAGGAAACGGUGAUGACAGCAGGUUUGGAAAAAACGAUCAGUGCUGGUGUCUGUACUGUGAUGAGGGUGAAUACUUUGCAACUCACGACUACAAAUCAAGAGCCGUCCCCGUCCCCCCCUCCUCUGUCUGUCACAAAGUAGCAGUGUAUGUGGACUGUCCUAUGGGCACUGUGUCCUUCUAUAAUGUAAUCUCUGGCACGCUGGUCCACCUCCACACCUUCAACACCACAUUCACUGAGCCUGUACACCCUGGGUUUAGAGUUAGGUUACUUGACUCCCAUAUCUACAUCUGUGCGGACUCAGAAAACUGAACCCCUGCUGCUCCGUUGCAGAGAUCUGUAAGAUAAUUUGUGCUUAUGAAGUAUCGAUAUAGUGAAGUGACUGAGCUACAACAGCAUAUCUGCCAUCCAAAAUUGUAAUGUGACAUAUUUAUUUUAAAUGUGGAUUAUCUUGGAAAUAAAACUUGUUCUCAUUC